GGCGUGGCAUAAGCUGUAGAGUGAGGAGGCGUGCCGCUUGUUGGAAUGUGCCUCUGCUGAGUGUUUUAGGGGCGUGGUACCUGCAGCGGGGCGUGUCCUAAUGCAGGGGGCAGAGAGAGCGAGGGAGAGAGAGGUGACGCAGGAGGGUCCGGCCCGGGAGAGAGGGGAGUGAAUUCUGAGCUCAGUAAGGAGCGCGGGGUUGUCGCAGCGAUAGCGAAGAGGCUUGUGCACUGGCAACAUGAACCGGGGACACCGGGCGGCAGGUACCAGCAGCAGGUCCCUGGGAACAGUAGAGGUGAAGAGCAAGUUUGGGGCGGAAUUCCGACGCUUUGCAUUGGAGAAGACAAAACCGGGAAAAUUUGAAGAAUUCUAUGGAUUACUUCAGCACGUGCACAAAAUCCCAAACGUGGAAGUAUUGGUGGGCUACGCAGAUAUUCAUGGGGACUUGCUGCCCAUUAACAAUGAUGACAAUUAUCUUAAAGCGAUGACUACUGCAAACCCCUUGCUCCGGAUAUUUUUGCAGAGAAAAGAGGAGGCCGACUACAGUGCAUUCGGCACGGACACACUAACCAAAAAGAAGACUGUACUUUCAACAGUGUUGCAUCCAGAACUCAACAAAAAGAAGCCACACAUAGUUAUAAGUAUGCCAAAAGAUUUCAGGCCCGUUUCAUCAAUCAUUGACGUAGACAUUCUUCCCGAAACCCACCGUCGGGUCCGGCUCUACAAACACGGAAUGGAGAAACCCCUUGGCUUCUACAUACGCGACGGCUCCAGCGUCCGAAUGACUCCACACGGAUUGGAGAAAGUGCCUGGGAUUUUUAUAUCACGGCUUGUACCUAGUGGACUUGCACAGAGCACCGGCUUGCUGGCCGUCAACGAUGAGGUCCUUGAAGUCAACGGGAUUGAAGUUUCCGGAAAGAGCCUUGACCAAGUGACGGAUAUGAUGAUUGCGAACAGUCACAACCUUAUUAUAACGGUAAGACCCGCCAACCAGAGGAACAAUAUUGUUCGAAACAGCCGGAAUUCGGGCAGCUCUGGGCAGUCUACCGACAGCAGCACAAGUGUGCAGAGCCAUGUAACCCCUCAGCAGAUUGUGCAGAACUAUCUUCCUGAAGAUGCUGAGAGCGACGAAGAGGACAUUAUCAUCGAAGAGAACGGUGACCCCCAACAGAUUCCCAAAGCCAUUCCCAGCAGCGAGAGCUUGGAAUCCUUAUCUCGCAUGGAAAUGUACCACGAUUCAUCUCAAAAUGGCUACAUCCCAACGAACACUUACAGAAUGCACCUCAGCACCACAGGGGGCAGCAUGGAGCAACUGGGAAAUAACCACGAUAAAAAAAUCUUCGAAGAAGACGGUACCAUGCUUACACUGUGAACUACUCAUUCCCUACGCCCUUGAGAUGCGUCUCAGGUGGUUAACGAAUGGUUGCACAUCUAGUUUCUUGGUUAUUGAUCUGCGUGACAAUAUUGUAAAUGGGAAGAGAUCUUUUUAAAAUAUUUUAUGUAAUGUAUAGUUUUAUUUUCCCAGGAGAUUUUAUUUCUUUUGGCACCAAGUAUAACCUUUCUUCGGUGUGUGAAAUGAAGGAGAAAUAACGACCAAUGCCGUCUGUCCUUUUGUACCUUACAUUCCAUAUGCAAACAAAAUAUCAUGUAUCUGUCAUUUUUAGGGAUGCACCAAAUCCAGUUUUUUGGAUUUGGCCGAACCCCCGAAUCCUUCGUGAAAGAUUCGGCCGAAUCCGAACCCUAAUUUGCAAAUGCAAAUCAGCGAGGGGGAGGGGAAAAUAGUGCCGCGCGCACAGUGCGUAGCUAAAAAUUUUUUUACUUCCAUGUUUUGUGACGAAAAGUCACAUGAUUUUAAGGAUUCAGGUUCGGCCAGGCUGAAUCCGAAUCCUGCUGAAAAUGGCCGAAUCCUGGCCAAAUAUCGAACCGAAUCCUGGAUUUGGUGCAUCCCUAGUCAUUUUGUACUGGCAUGUAGUGUUGUUAAUCCGCGCUCUUGUGAUUCCUGUAGACAAGACGCACAAAGCAACGUGUGUUGAAUCGAUGUCCUGCGUUUUAAUUCUGCUUUUAAGGUUUUUAUACUUUCGGAUUUACUUGUUGGUGUUGCAAAUAUGAUAACAGGUGAUGCUUUGCAGAGCCCUCAAAUUCUGCUUUUUCCAUUCUUUAACUCUCAAAUGUUUGCUCUUGGCCUCUGUAGAAAUCUGAAUAAAAUUCUGAAUCGUU
Molecule: messenger RNA, 2217 nt
Organism: Xenopus laevis (African clawed frog)
Lineage: Eukaryota; Metazoa; Chordata; Amphibia; Anura; Pipidae
Gene: pard6b.S
Product: par-6 family cell polarity regulator beta S homeolog
Exons: 3
Coding region: 239-1372 (377 amino acids)
Biological process (GO): regulation of cellular localization; centrosome cycle; establishment or maintenance of cell polarity
Cellular component (GO): nucleus; apical plasma membrane; cell cortex
Source: RefSeq, a predicted model, not a curated record